UUUUCACAUGAUUUUUUACAAGUCACACUGAUAAACCAUUUUUCCGAUUUAUUUACAUAGAACCUAACCGGAAGCUCAAAACCCUAAUACAAACAUUUAGCUCCCUUCACUCUCCCUCUGUGGGCAGCUUCACUCGACAUCUGAAAUCGGAGGUGCAGAGAAGCAACCCAAAAGAAGAAUGGCAGAGAAGGCUGGGAGUGUGACGAUAAGAACUAGGAAGUUCAUGACCAACAGGCUGCUGUCAAGGAAGCAAUUCGUUAUAGAUGUUCUGCAUCCUGGGAGAGCCAAUGUUUCAAAGGCUGAGUUGAAGGAGAAAUUGGGUAGGAUGUAUGAAGUUAAAGACCCAAAUUCCAUAUUUGCUUUCAAGUUCCGUACUCAUUUUGGAGGAGGGAAAUCUACUGGGUUUGGACUUAUUUAUGACUCAGUCGAGAGUGCAAAGAAGUAUGAGCCUAAGUAUCGACUAAUCAGGAAUGGACUAGAUACGAAGGUUGAAAAGUCCAGGAAGCAGAUGAAGGAAAGGAAGAACAGGGCCAAGAAGAUUCGAGGUGUAAAGAAGACCAAGGCAGGAGAUGCUGCUAAGGCUGGGAAGAAAAAGUGAGGUGUUAUAAUAUUCUGAGCUAGAUUCUUGCAGAAAUACAAUUUUCUUUGUUAAUUUUGUUAGUUUAUGGAGAGACUAAUGAAAUGCUGUGCUUUCCUUCUCUUCUUAAUAUUUCACUCCUCAUUUUGUAUGGUAUGUCACUGUCUAUGCUUAUGGAAAGUUUAAUGUUACAAGGGAUACUUUAUUAGAGUAAUCAAGACAAGUUUCUAGU
Messenger RNA from Rubroshorea leprosula, 809 nucleotides. The record is from the annotation of a GenBank genome assembly. NCBI's taxonomy places the organism in Eukaryota, Viridiplantae, Streptophyta, Magnoliopsida, Malvales, Dipterocarpaceae.